Messenger RNA from Coregonus clupeaformis (lake whitefish), 762 nucleotides. Its product is annotated as C-reactive protein. The record is from RefSeq and is a predicted model, not a curated record. Lineage: Eukaryota; Metazoa; Chordata; Actinopteri; Salmoniformes; Salmonidae. The transcript is spliced from 4 exons. Bases 48 to 728 code for a protein of 226 amino acids.
GUGCAUGACACUGCUAUAGAAACAGUUAAUUGAUUAAGAGAAAAAAAAUGUGUCCUUACCCAAUGGAGAAAUUCCUACUAGUACUUGUGGUGAUUACAACAUGCUGUGCUGUACUUCAAGACCUCUCAGGUAAGAUGUUUACCUUUCCAAAAGAGACCAACACUGCUCAGGUGAGCCUAAUGACCUCUCGAGAGACGUUCACUGCCAUCACCGUUUGCCUCCGGUUCUUCACGGACCUCAGAAGGAACCACAUCCUGUUCUCUCUUGCCACACCUACUAAAGGUGACGCUUUUGUCCUCUUCAAGAGGACGGCGGCAGGCGAACUUGAACAACGUUCCAAGCACGGCGUAGCAAUCUUUGAUGGCCAGGACUACACCCUCAACACCUGGCACUCUAUCUGUGCCACCUGGGCCUCUGAGACAGGCCUUGGACAGCUGUGGCUGGAUGGCAAACCCAGCACCAGGAAAUUCCUCCAAUCUGAAGCCAUCAAAGGAAAAACCAUCAUCCUUGGACAGGAGCUGUUUAAGUUUGGCAGGUUUUUUGCCAGGCAGCAGUCGUUCGUUGGCAUGCUGACUGAUGUCCACAUGUGGGACAACCUGCAGUCUCCCUAUGACAUCCAGAGGUACACUAACCAGACAAAUUUCACCCCUGGAAACGUUCUCAGCUGGAGGGCCCUGAACUACCAGAUUUCAGGUCAAGUACUGCUGGAGAACAAGCAGUCCAACUAACCAUUCAAACGUUUAAUAAACCAAAUCAACUUUC